Messenger RNA from Actinia tenebrosa (Australian red waratah sea anemone), 5107 nucleotides. RefSeq names its product nucleolar pre-ribosomal-associated protein 1. Gene Ontology annotation, biological process: maturation of 5.8S rRNA from tricistronic rRNA transcript (SSU-rRNA, 5.8S rRNA, LSU-rRNA); maturation of LSU-rRNA from tricistronic rRNA transcript (SSU-rRNA, 5.8S rRNA, LSU-rRNA). NCBI's taxonomy places the organism in Eukaryota, Metazoa, Cnidaria, Anthozoa, Actiniaria, Actiniidae. The record is from RefSeq and is a predicted model, not a curated record. Gene Ontology annotation, cellular component: nucleolus.
CCAUUGCUCAGUACAUCAACCUAGUAAUCCAAGACGUCCUUAGAAAUGCAAUGAACCCUUUACCAUUGAUCCUAACGGUGAAACGUUUCUAUGACAACCAGGUCAUUUCUGUGGACUGCGCCUCCUUAAAGUCAACCCACCAAUCAUUGAUAAGCUAUGUUGAUACAUGGAUAGGGGAUUCUACAUCUACAGAGGCUGGCGAAAAUCAAGAUGACGAUGAAACAAGCUUUGGUUUAGAAGCUUUCCUGCAAGCACAAGCUUCAAAUCCUUCUCAAGAAAGCCUGGUCAGAUUUCUAAGUGAUCUGAACGAAGCACAGUUACAUCAAGCCCUYGGUCCUUGUGUACAGCUGUGUCUGUCGAAAUUCACAGGAGACGUACGGCCAUUGGUAGAUCAGCUGAUGGUGAAGCCUUGCUGCAUGACUGGUAGUACAGGAAACGAAGAUAUUUUUCCUCUUCUAAAAGAAUUACCCUUUGCAAAUCUUCUUUGGCAAGUUUUUGGACCACUUCUGAAAACUCUCAACGUCAACGGACAUACUGAGAAMCAAGGUGCAAGAAAUAUCUCAAAAGAGAAUAAGAAAAACGUUAAGGUUUUUCUACAUAUUCAACACCCAGGUGUACAGACGUAUCUGGUCGAUUCUUUACAAAAAGAAGACAUUUCUACCUUUCCUUGUCUUUGUAAUAACUUACUUCAAUACUUAUCUGCUUUUGUAUCACAAGCAACAAAGUACUCUAUCAACCAAAAAGGUAACUGUCGUCAAGACAACAAAAGUCGUUGCCAAGGCGACAAAAGUGUUGGGAAAGAAACUCGGGACAUUCUCACGAGCGCACUGUCUUUGGUAUUCCUGUUGAUUGAUGCCAUGAAUGAGAGAUUAGAAACAUUCSCGAAUUGUGGUAACAAAAGCGAAARAGCUGUGAGUAGGAAGUCAAAACAGUCUCUUAUUAUGAAAACCGAGUCUAUCCUGGGGGGAAUUGAGUCUAGGAAAGAUAAAAAUACAGAUGACUUCAAAGUGACCAAAUCGGAAGAAUACUUUCAGCAGAUCCAAGAAGAAUUCUUGAAAACUUUACUUCAAAGUCCAGUGCUCUURAAUUGCUUUUUGUUCAAGUUUGACAGCGACGAAUCCACAGCGACAGCUUCUAUUUGGUCAGGUCUAACCAUUUGUAUCGGAGAUCUCCUUCAUAGCAUUGUUGAUAGUAUUGAAAGUGAAACUGAAAGAAAGCUUYUCAAGCCUUACACAAGAAAGAUCUGUGAGAAGGCGGUUGAUGUGGUGACCAAGGCAACGGUGAAGUCUGAUGUUUCACCAGAUGGACCCACCCUACAAGCUCUGCAGCUGCUUCAAGUGUUCAGUCCAUUUUGUGACCAGGCCUCCUUGUCUGAACCAAUAGCCAAGCUGCUUGAACUGCCAUUCGAAGCGCUGGUCAAAAAAUCCCAAAACCUCGUAGAACCUACUAUAUACUUCCAGACAUUGUUAGCACUGCUUGAUUCAAAAGCAAGCCACGUGAACAACUACAGCUCCAAUCAGGAAUCAGUUGCGGAUGAUGUCAUAAAGGGUGCAGGUCACGUGUCACACCUAUUUCACGUGAAUUUAGAGUACAGUCAGCAUUCGGUUAUAGAUAGCGUCAUCAAAGAGUCAGAUCAGCUGACCUCUUUAGCCAGUCAGGAUUCUUCAUUGGUGGAUUACGACAGCGUGUUUAGUCACAUGAUUGAUGUAUCCAAUCAGAAGGCGGCUUUACUCUCCGCUGCCGACUUCGUCAAACUAGCAAAGCUACUUCAAGAAGUUCCCUCAAUGCAACUAGACCGAGUCCUCCUCAAGCUGCUCAGAACGUCUCCACGAUAUMUACUUGAAGUGGAUACUUCUUUCUUAGACCAUUGUCUCGACAACGUCACAGAAGAUCGUGUUGCCAUAGCAACCAUAUUGAUAGCCUCCAAUGCUUCCCUGAGAGUGCACUUUGAACAGCGAUGUACGUCCAGGAGUCAAGACCGGGACGUUCGUCAGGUAUACCUCAAGGAUCAUCAUUGGGACCUCUUACCAGUGCUUCUUUGGUAUUUCUCGUAUACUGAAAGUACUGGGGCUUUAUCCAGUGAAAACAAAGUCGUGUCGUAUUUGUCARAGAACUACUGGCCGCACUUGUGGAGCUGGAUAAGGGAACCCAAGAAAAAUACCAGUAGAACACAGGAUCUCGGUUGUGCCGCCUUGAAGUUAUUGCUUAUCAUAAAAUCUCACGACACUAAAGACACAAGAAAACUGUUAUCGAAGCUCUUGGACUUGAUCCCAUCCCAGUCAUGGGACGUCUAUCAGAUGUCUAUCAUAAGAAUGAUGCUUGAUUUGCUACUCAAGAACAGCACCAAUGAAAACAAACAGAGAGUGUUGGUCGGGAGUGUUGUGUCAGUUUGUAUGGUGAACAUCUCACUUAUGCUAAAAUACAGCUCAGUCGACGACAAAUCACUCAUCACCCAUGCUGUCUCCAUGCUCUUGGACAUCGUUUCUACACACUCGGAUUGGCUACUGCAAGGAGAGGAUUCAUUGGUUGAAGUUGAAGCUUGGUCUACUUUUGUCAAGAACUGUUUGAAGUAUAGGUUUGACUGCACAGUGACACUACAGUGCAUGACAGCCUGCGUAAAACCGCUGUACAACUCUACCAAACAUGAGAGUUUGGCUCGAGAAUUUCCGCUGACCACUAUGUAUCAACUGAUCUUGAGCCACUCUAAGUUCCUUGACAUUAUGUUGGAGGAUAAUGAACAGAGUGACGUUAAGCUUAAAGAAUCCCUGCUAGAACUGGUCGUUGCCAUAGCUGAACUGUGUCCUGAGUGUUGUGAGUCCUCUCAUCUUCCAGUUUUCUUUGGGUCUUACACUGCAACUCUUAGUAAAACAGAUCAGAGUAUCCUGUAUUUGCUUCAUCUUUACGAAAGAGCGCAAGUGCCCUUAUCUAGUUUUAGGCCGUAUUUGUGGGGCAAAGCAGCCCUAGAUCAUCAUAAAAUCAAAAAGAUCCAAGGACCAUCACUAUGGCAACAGCCCAGCACCAAUGAGGUGUUAGAAUUACUUGACGUCACGACUUUGAACCGCUCUGCACUUGACUUCCCAUUGGAACGAAAACUAAGGCCUCGUGUUCAAAGUGAUGUGGCAGCCAAGGAUAACCUUUCCUCUCUCUAUGACCCGUGCUUUAUUCUUCCUCUCUUCUGCCAUCUUCUUUCUCAAAAUUCUGUUGUCGAUUGUCGCAAGUUUGUCGAACGAGGAGGCCUGGGAUAUACUGUCUCAGCAUUAUCGUCACGUGACGAGCGCAUGCGUAAAGCGGCCAGUCACGUGUUAUCCAGGUGUUUAGUGCACAUGGACGCAGCCAGCUUUCGAGAGAAGAAACAGGUAUACCUGUUACUCGAAAGUCUGAAGAAUGGCAUCACUGAUGUCAAUGCGCGUGUUUCUAGCGUGAUCACGCGAUUCGUAUCCCGUGCUGCGUACGUGAUGCUUCACCCUGAGAACCAGAUGUACGUGUUGGUCAAUAGCUUUCUUCUUCAACGUGCUGUGAUGGAUUUACGAGAAGUCCCGCUGUUUUACACUCUUUUCAACUCUAGCAGCCUCCAGCACCGAAAUGAACGCCAGUGGAUCCUCCAGCUGUUAGUAGAGGGAUUGCGUGAUGCUCAAGACUAUUACGUAUACAAAAAACGUCACGUCAUGGAACUCGCCAUGAGCUACCACGACUCGCAAAUGAGUGACCAGCAAUCACGUAAACUUGUGUUCAGUUUGAUGAAUGCUGCGCUGUCCAUUCACUCGGCCGCCUUUGACUUGGCCAAGAAUUAUGCUGUCGUUGGAUGGAUACACUCCCUUUGCUUGUCAAGCCCAAGCGAUGCAGAAAAACUCAGCACCUGUCUACGGUUACUCCACACAUUGUGGUUCACAAUCCAACGAGGUAAACCAAGUGCCUGCGGUGAAGUGGAAAGCGGUGAUGCAUCAAACAGUACGCCCUACCCACCCAAUCUCUGUGGAGAAAGUCUACUGGUCUGCAAGACGUUGAUCAAACUGUACAGUUCCAGCUCCACCUUGAAUGACUUGCCGAUGUUCCUCGAGCUUCUUGAAUCAGUCUUAAACCACCUCAGACAAUCAUCGGCACAGGGAUCCCAUCUCACUCACCAAGAAGUCUUGCAGCUUAUAACUUUAUGGUGUGGGUUGUACAAUGAGUCUCAAGUGCUAAAUGCACUUAAAAUAGAACUGCAGUUGACAGGACAGGAAUCAAGAGAAGAAACAAGCAGCAAGGAUGAAAAGGGAACAUCUGAAAAGCAAAAAUCAUUCAAUCUCUUGCUUGACAUCAUAGUACUAUGGCGCCCAACUUUGAUCUUAGAAGAGAAUUCUGCUACUAAAAUUACAGAUGGAGUGUUGAUGCUAGCUUGUAAUUUUGGGCUCCACUUUGCUACCAGUGUUUGUCCAACUGCAGAUCAUUCCGACCAAUCCCUCCUCAAGGUGGUCAAAUGGUUUAGAUAUUGUGUCGCUUCAAGUGCGUCCCUUCAGAAGUAUCUUCUCCGUCACGUGGGAGAACCAUGUCUUAGACACCUCCUUUUUCUGUUUGGUUGCGUAAAUGGUGCGAAAACUCAACUUGUCCAAGAACUGAAUAUGAUAUUUUUGGUAUUACUGUCACGUGUACAGCACAUGGAAAAUGAUUGGUUAGGAACGACUGCCAGUGAAAUGGUAAAGUUGCUGUCCAGUGACGUAUAUCGAGAAAUUAUGUCAGGGGUUGUGGAAAUUUUGCUUCCGCUUUGCCCCAGUCCACUGAUAGAUGAAACGGCUGAAAAUGUUGAUGUUGAAGUGACACAACUAGUAAGUGCAUUCUUAAAAGAUCUGUGGUUCAUCCACCCUGUGCCAGGACAUUUCCUCUCACUUGUCUCAAUAAAUAAGAACACUGUAUCAUCAAAACUAUCAAAUGUUUUCAACAAUGGCUCAACCAAGCUCAAAGAAAUGAUAAUUUCAUUAAAGAAAAAAGGGGCCAAUAGCUGAUCAUGUGGUACUCCACAGUAAAUUGUUCUCUACAAUAGCAGACUUAUGCAGAAAUUUAAGGAGCUGUGCAGGUAUUAUCACAAUAGGUAUCAGUAACUGAAUAUGUGGCAAUCAACAAGCUGGCCUUC